GAGGCCCAGCCAGAUGUCAGGUCUGGGCUUGGGGAGUGUGUUGGGAGUGUGCGUGCGGGGCCCCGGGGUGCUGAGGGUGAGUAUGCUACCCUGAGGAGUGGGAGUGAAUCACCGAAGAGGGAGAAAUGACUGCUGAGGCUGUCCUGCACGCACACUCUCUCUCUCUGCCACCACCCUCACCUCUAGUGGUCCUUUACCACCAGGAUUCAUGCAGACAGAUGUCCAUGAAAGAGGUAGGGGACGGCUUACAGGAUCAGAUGAACUGCAUGAUGGGUGCAUUGCAGGAACUGAAGCUCCUCCAGGUGCAAACAGCAUUAGAACAGCUGGAGAUUUCUGGAGGCACGCCAGCCUUCAGCGGCCCUGAGAACUCACAGAAACAGCCUGAAUACCCUUGCUGGCAGGGUAGUGGAGGUCCUACGGGGCCUAUGGCCGGUCCCUCCUCCAGCCAGCCUUCCUUUGACAGCAGCCUCAAGUUUCCAUGCCAUAGGAGUGCCUGUGGGAAGGAUCUUGCUGUCCUUCCUAAGACACAGCUGCAGGAGCACCAAAACUGUACCCACCAGGGCCUAGAGUGGGCGGAACCAGAUGACUGGACCUCCACGUUGAUGUCCCGAGGUAGAAAUCGGCAGCCUCUGGUGUUAGGCGACAAUGUUUUUGCAGACCUGGUGGGCAACUGGCUAGACUUACCAGAACUGGAAAAGGGAGGAGAAAAAAGUGAGACCGGGGGAUCCAGUGAACCCAAGGGAGAAAAAGGCCAGUCAAGGGAGCUGGGUCGCAAGUUUGCCCUAACAGCAAACAUUUUUAGGAAGUUCUUGCGUAGCGUGCGGCCUGACCGAGACAGGCUGCUUAAGGAGAAGCCAGGCUGGAUGACUCCCAUGGUCUCUGAGUCACGAGCAGGACGUUCGCAGAAAGUCAAGAAGAGGAGUCUUUCCAAGGGCUCCGGACGGUUCCCCUUCUCAAGUUCCGGAGAGCCUCGACACAUCGAAACCCCUGCCACAAGCAGCCCCAAGGCUUUAGAAGCCCCUCGUGGGGGCUUUGACAUUAACACAGCUGUCUGGGUCUGAAUUCGAGAGACGCUGGCAGAACCUAAGAGGUGGUUUCGUGCUGGGCCCUGGUGGGAGAGGGAGGGCAGACGGCAUAGUCUUCAGGCCAGAUGCAAGUUCCCAUCCUCAGAAAGAAAGGACAGCAGAGGUCUUCUUAGUCAAACAGUGGGGAGGGGCUGCCACAGGGCAGGCUGAGGUAAGAGUCCCUGGAGAGAGAGAGAGUGUGUGGUGUGUGGUGUGUGGGUGUGUGUGUGUGUGUGUGUGUGUGUGUGUGUGUGUGUGUGGUGAGGAAGCCCAAUCGGAUGCUCUUGUAUCUCCGAAGUGCAGAGGAGGAGGAAUGUGCCUUCACCCAGGUGCUGACAUGAAUCCAAGCAGACAUGUCGACUUUGCAGAUGAAGCAGCAAUCUCUGAGGUGUCCAAAAACACACUCAUGACUGCUAGGGGGCAAAUGGGCCACCUCAGGGUUGUUGAUGGACCCUGGAGUUAUACACUGCCUGGCCCAACAGUGAGUCCCUAUCCAGACUCCUUUGCCUGCCUUAACGUUCCUUCUGGGCAGCAGAUGGUUGGUGAGCCCAGAAACAACACUCAUACAUGAAAAAAAAAAUAAAUCUAGCCCACAUCUCAUAGUCACCUAGAGAAUAGAACGAAUCCUGGCUUCAUCUACCCUCACCCUGGAAACCAACCAGGCACCCUCAGGGUGGGGUUAACACCAGGCACGUUGUGUAGCGAGUCGACAAGCCCAGAACCACCUUGGUCAAUAGAGGGACCAUCUGAGCCCUCCCUCCUUGGCCAGGAGAGGACAAAGUAGGUCCCUGUUCAAGCGCAGCCACCCUGGAGGGUGGCUUAGCUCUUCCCUAACCCCUCCUGCAGACCCAGCUCAGCCUGAUGGGGUGUGACAGCUGCAAUUAGAGGCAAGCCGCCUGCUGCCCCCAGAGCAUUAAGAACAAAUUGGAGAAGAAAAAUCACAAGAGAAGCUCUUCUGCCUGCAGCCUGGACCCCCAGGGGACUGAGUGGAGGAAGGGGGAGCUUAGGCUGAAACUGGAUGUAGGGAAGUAAUGGCAGUUGUGGGGAGGGUCGUCUGCAUGUUCUCACAGGGUCAAAUGAUAGAUGAUCAUUCUUUUCUUAAGUGGGGAAAGAGGUUUUCAGUUUUAGUUUUGAUCUGUCACUUUUUGCCAGACAAUGCUCCCACCUCUUUCAGACCUAGAAUGACCUAGAAUUAUUUUCCCGAUAAAUCAAUGGGUCAAAAAGUCAUGGCGUACAAGCUGCCCAGAUCAGGCUGCCUGCAGAGGAAAGCAGCUCCCAGUUUGGAUCCCUGGGCAUCAGGCCUAUCUUCCUUGGCCUGGAGUUUGUCAGUUGGGCUCACUCUCUCUGGCCAAGCAGGUCAUUAUCCAUGCUGCCUCCCCUGAAUUUCUGUAAUAUGGCUGCCUUUUGUGGCUGCAGCAAUGCGUGUAGAAAAAUGAACAUGUGAAAACCUUACCCUCUGAUUCCUGAAGGGUGGAACACUCAAGAAAUUAUUCGAGAGGGCAUGGACUAUGAUUGUACAGGAAGACAAGUCACGUCUUCACCAUCCAUAUGCAACUCAACUGUUUUGUGGACUAGUGGUACUUGACGUCGGUUAAAUGGACUAACAUGACAGACUCCUCUCCUGUGUGGGCAUUGCAAUGGAAGAACUCAGCGAUGGGAAAGGAACAAGCUGCUCUCCUCCAAGUUACUGAGGCACACAAAGAAAUAGAGUUAAUCAUUACCUGGCCAGAAAGGAGUCAAAGGACCAAAACAAAACAAUUAGGAAGUAAUUUUGGCUUACAAGAUAAUCCACAGGUGCCAGGCACCUUUGCCUUUAUUUAUACUCUUAUUUCCUUUUUGCCACGCCCAGGAAAUGGCUGCUCAUUUUAGAUCAUUUUACCUGAAUAGAGGCUCAGAGAAGUUAACUCCUUCAAGGCCAAACAGUACAAAGCUGCGAUUGAAAUCAUUUAUAAUUGACUUCCAAUCUUGUGUUCUUGUACCUGGUAAACUGUCCAUAUUUGCUCCACAGCCGAAUCAGGAAUAACAACAUUUGUCCUCUGAGAUUAUUCACACCUCUUCAUGAUUGACAAGUGGCAUGCUCAUUGUCUAUUUGAGGAAUAUCUGUUGGAGGGCUACUGGAGGAAUUUUGCCUGGGCUUUUGAAGGGGCUGAUAUAAUAUCCCAAUGACUAUGUCAUGCUUUACUGAUGAAAGAUUAUGGUAACUCAACCUCAUGUAACUGUUACUUUUCUGUCCACAUUCUUGGCUCCUGCUGACACAGUGAUGAAGACUGCUCUACUGAAGUAAGUGCAGAAGUGACUAGCCAUGCCUCGGGCCGCAGUGAUGAAGAGUGCAGGGCAACGUUUAUGUGGCGGAGAAGAGAGUGAAAAAGUAGGCAGAGAAACCAAUAGCUUAAUUCUGCCUCUUGGGCUCAUUUUCUGGUUAAUUAGGACAUGCAAAUGAGCUGGAAGCUCAUUUUAUACCCAUCUUGGCAUGGAGGUCUGCCCUACACCUGUCGUAAUUCCUUGGCAAGUAUUGAUGGCCUCUGAGUUGGCCUAGGCAUCUUCUCAGGGCUCUACCUGCCUCUCUCUGGUCAGUCUGUAGAUAUUCUCCAAUGACAGCAUCCACUGGAAAAUCCCUCCACUGUUGGGCAUGGUUGGUAGAGCCUGCCAGAUCUCUUUGCUUCCUCUUCACAAGCCUGCAGAACUGGAACCCUCUCCAGGCUCUUCUGCAGCUCACCCUCAGGGUGCUCUCUAACCCAAACUGAUCCUGAGGAACAGACACGUGACUCAACUUUGCCCCAUCCUCACCUGUUCUUCAGAGGCUCCAGAGACGGCUGUCUUUCUCAAGUCACCCCAGCAUUGUCUACAGGAUAAAAUCAAGAGUACACCAUGUCUGGGAAGCUGCAGCCUGUGUGCGUCUUCUCUGAGGAAGUGUCCAUUCACCUCAGGUGAUCUCUCCAACCAGGGCUGUUAGGUGUUUCUGACAGCACCAAGCAUUUCUGUGAAUUCCUGAUCUGGGAGUCAAGGAGAUAGGAAUCCAGACCCAGGCCUGUUUUUGUGUGAGCCUGAGCAUGUCCCCUGUGAAAGGUUCAGGCAUUACGCUGGCCUGCCCUGUUACCUGGCAGGAUGCACUCAGGCAACACUCUGGCCAGCCCAGAAUUCUGUGAGAACCAUGCAGGUGCAAAGGACCCUUUAAAGGACUGACC
This is a messenger RNA of Mesocricetus auratus (golden hamster), 4249 nucleotides long. RefSeq names its product inka box actin regulator 2 (gene Inka2). NCBI's taxonomy places the organism in Eukaryota, Metazoa, Chordata, Mammalia, Rodentia, Cricetidae. The transcript has 2 exons. Bases 126 to 1061 code for a protein of 311 amino acids. The record is from RefSeq and is a predicted model, not a curated record. Gene Ontology annotation, cellular component: nucleus. Gene Ontology annotation, molecular function: protein serine/threonine kinase inhibitor activity; protein kinase binding.